Molecule: messenger RNA, 1474 nt
Organism: Eucalyptus grandis
Lineage: Eukaryota; Viridiplantae; Streptophyta; Magnoliopsida; Myrtales; Myrtaceae
Product: 39S ribosomal protein L22, mitochondrial
Exons: 7
Coding region: 312-1133 (273 amino acids)
Biological process (GO): ribosome assembly; translation
Cellular component (GO): ribosome; mitochondrial large ribosomal subunit
Molecular function (GO): structural constituent of ribosome
Source: RefSeq, a predicted model, not a curated record
AUUCUAACCUCAGCCUCCCCACGUCUCACGCUCUCUUCUUCUCUCCCUCGGUCGCACAUCCGCAGUCGCGCUCCUCGCCGCAGCAACCCUCGCCGCCAUCGCCGGACCUCCCUCUGCGUCUCCGGAACCCGCUCGCCGCCCCGCCAGCAACCCAGCUCCGCCUCUCUCGCUCUUCUGCAGCUCGCCGGCUCCGAUUCUGCCGCCGAUCCUUGCCGCCGCCGCCGCCGCCGCCGCGGCGCGUAGCUCGCAGAUUCGCCGUCGAAACCGAGGAUAAGAGUUUGUUUCGACUGCCGAAUACGAAGCUUGGAGGGAUGGCUUGGCGGACGCAGUUACGAACCUUGCUGUGCCGUGCCGGGAAAAGGCUGGAGAUUGAUGGCAAUGCGGCCGCCGGCGUCUCUGGUUCCCGUCUGCUGUCUUCUUCCGCGUCUGGUGGCGCCCCCAAUUUGCGGAGACUCUGGGAAUCUCCUUCUGCAAACGUCCUGAGGCCGCUAUACCAAUAUCUUCAACUGUCGGGGAUUUCUAGUUCAAGAAAGCUCCUGGCUGAUUCAUCUGAUGCAGCUCCUAUUUCUUCUCCAUUAACACCUACGUUGCAACUAAGCAGUGGAACGGUUGAAAGUCAGAAAGUGGUUUCUAAGCCUUCAAAAGUCCAAGCAGUAUUGAAAGGCAUAAAGCAGAGUCCUAAGAAGGUCAAUUUGGUUGCUGCUUUGGUUCGUGGAAUGCGUGUUGAAGAUGCACUGUUGCAAUUGCAAGUGACCGUAAAGAGAGCUGCGAAAACCGUCUACCAGGUUAUUCACUCUGCCAGAGCAAAUGCGACACACAACCAUGGAUUAGAUCCUGAAAAGCUUCUUCUUGCUGAAGCAUUUGUAGGAAAGGGGUUUUACCAGAAGAGGAUUAGCUACCAUUCAAAAGGAAGGUGUGGAAUCAAAGUGAGACCUGAGUGCCGCCUGACAAUAGUAGUCAGGGAGAUAACCGCCGAGGAAGAGGCUGAGAUAGCAAAGCUGAGAGUAAGCAAUUUCAAAAAGCUUACAAAGCGGGAAAGGCGGCUUGUUCCCCAUAAGCUCAUCGAGUCCACUCCAAUCUGGAACCGUAAAGGCAAAGCUGGCAGGAAUGAAGAGAGGGCAAUGGCUGCAUGAUCCAUUUUAUCCUGGAUCACUGCUCUUGUAUGGUUACUUCUGAUGAAGUUUUGAAACGUCCCUUUGUUAAGAAUGUAGCCAGGUGCGAGCACGAAAACCUAGCAGUAGUUCCUAGUACAUUUAGAGGUAAAUCUAAAUGAAGGUAAAUCAACUGGUGACAUUAAUUGCCGUUGGAGGAAGGUAGGUUUUUUUUAAUGUAAACACUAAAUCUUAGAUCUCACUUUUGAUGGACCCGUUUUACCUAUGGUUCUCUAAAACAUAAAUGGAGUCGAAGACUGAUGGCCUGCUGAAAGUCAUUAGCAGAUUUUUCAUUGAAUUUGUUGCUAUGAGCUAAGGGGUAA